Molecule: messenger RNA, 480 nt
Organism: Racocetra persica
Lineage: Eukaryota; Fungi; Glomeromycota; Glomeromycetes; Diversisporales; Gigasporaceae
Source: the annotation of a GenBank genome assembly
AUGGCAGAUUCUCCAUUAUCUCUAGAAUUACCGACCCUUCAAGAUCAAGAAUUUCCUGAAAACUCGCUUUUGAGUGAUAACGAUACUUCUUGGUUUCCAAAUUCGCUUUUGAAUGAUAACGAUUCCUCCCUUUGGUUUACAAAACGAGAUUCCAUACGAGAUUCCAUACUUGACAAUAGCAAUUAUGACAAUGACAAUUCACUUAGAAAAGAAUACAGAACACUGCUAAAGUUGAAUGAAAUGUUUGAAAAAGUGAACAAUAAUAUGGAUCAAGCGAAUCUAAAUUUGCAGCAAUUUUCCAACACAGUUGAACAAACAGACCAAUUAUUAGAUAUAUGGAUAAAUAUAUUGUCGCAAAAUAUACAUACACAACAAUUGCUUUCAGAUCCAUCAUGGCAAGGUUCUUCGGCGCGCGUAUUAGAAGAACAGGCAAAAGAACGAGAGCGUCAAGAAAAGUUAACACGAUUACAGCAAGAGUGA